Orbicella faveolata is the source of this 1531-nucleotide messenger RNA. RefSeq lists its product as uncharacterized. The record is from RefSeq and is a predicted model, not a curated record. Lineage: Eukaryota; Metazoa; Cnidaria; Anthozoa; Scleractinia; Merulinidae.
AUGAGAAUUUUUACUGGUGGAACAGACUGCAGUGCAGCCUCUUUUGAAGAAUAUCAAGCAUUUGGUUUCUUCCAGGAGCAAGUUAAAAUGGUGUUGAGGCUUGUCGUACUUUUGUUCCUACUGGGCCUUGUACGAGGUGAAUACAUCAUUCAUAUCCUUUAUAACGUAAUGGACCUUAUCACGGCUUUCGACGCCAUCUUGACGGAUAGACAAAGGGAUGCAUCAACCUCAGCUCCUCCACCGCAGUCAAUUAGAGCAGCAUUACUACUGCAACUUAUUGUUUCAGUUCCGAGGCCAGGCUGUUCCUUGUCAAGUCAACCGGAAUGCUCGCUGAAAUUCAAGGGGGUUGGUUGUUUUAAAGACAAAGCUGACUCAAGGGCGUUUCCUGAACUUCUUCUUACAGCAAGAGAUCCCAAGUCAAAGGUUUACUUUGGAGAGAGAAUAAAUUGGAAAGAUUGGGCAAACUUCACUGACAGGUUUACUUGCGAGUGCGCAGCAAAGGCAGAACAAAAGAACUUCGACUAUUUUGGCACCCAGAACUAUGGAGAGUGUUGGGGCGAAAUGAAUGCUGAUUAUAGUGUACACGGUCCGUCUGGGAGAUGCACAAUGGUUAAAAAAGAUGAUUUUGUUUUCGAGGCUUGUGAUGAGAAGCGCAACGACUCCCGACUAUGCGUUGGAGGCCCACUGGCUCUGUAUGUCUACAAAAUUAAACAUAAACCACCAUCAACUAUGCCACCAUCGACUAAACAACCUACCACGGCACCAUCAACCAUGCCACCUUCAACAAAACCACCAACCAAGGAACCAUCAACCAUGCCACCUACGACAAAACCACCUACUAAGGAACCAUCAACCAUGUCACCUUCAACAAAACCAUCUACCAAGGAAGCAUCAACCAUGUCACCUUCAACAAAACCAUCCACCAAGGAACCAUCAACCAUGUUGCCUUCAACAAAACUACAUACCAAGGAACCAUCAACUAUGCCGCCUACGACCAAACCACUUACCAAGGAACCAUCACCUAUGCCACCUUCAACCAAACCACCUACCAAGGAGCCAUCAACUAUGCCGCCUUCAACAAAACCACCUACCGAGGGUAAAUUAACUGAAUUUGUUUUUCUAUUUCACCUAGAAUUGAUUUUGGACGCUGCGAGAUACUUUCUAAAACAUUCUUUUUUUGCUAACAAGACCAUCAAUUAUGUCACCCUCAACGCAGCCACCAACCCAGGGACCAUCAACUAUGCCAGCCACAACCCAGCCUCCAACCAAGGCACCAUCAACUAUGGCACCCACAACGCAACCUCCAACCAAGACACCAUCAACUAUGCAACCAACAACCCAGCCACCAACCAAGGCACCAUUAACUAUGCCACCCACAAGCCAGCCUCCAACAAAGGAAACAACAACACUGCCAACAUCGACAACGCCGCCUUUUAAGGAAACGCCUACUGGGCCAGCUACAACACAGUCACCUACAACAGAGUCACCUACAAUAGCAGGACCACCACCGUCGCCUCCACCAGUGGCCACU